This is a messenger RNA of Gryllus bimaculatus (two-spotted cricket), 972 nucleotides long. The record is from the annotation of a GenBank genome assembly. Lineage: Eukaryota; Metazoa; Arthropoda; Insecta; Orthoptera; Gryllidae.
GGCGGCCGCUGCGGCGACCAAGUUCACGGCUAGACGCCGAGCCGCUUCCCCGGCUGGGGACACGGGGCAGGUAAUCGAGCGCGAACAGCAUCGCCGUCUCUACGGGAGUUUGCCGAGGGUGAAGACUUCGCGACACCGCGAGUGCACGCGCCAAAGUUCUGGCCGACAGCCUAAAGGUGGGAUGUACCUCCCAGACUAUGUUCUGGGAACGCCGGCCCCCAAGUACUUCAACCCUCCUCCUACCCACGGAGUGAGGAGUCCAGAGUUGAAGGAGGCAAUAGCGAAUUUACGUCGGAUAUCUUCGUGCGUCCAGUCACCUAUAAGAUCCGCAUAUAAAGAAUCUCCCUCACCAGUACCUCCUCUUCAGCAGUCUGCUCGAAUUCCGAACAAAGCUCCAUCAUUGCAGGAGUUUUCUCCAGAGAACCAUUUGAAAGAGGUUUUAAGGAGUCUUCGCCCAGUAUCUCGAGAAAUCAGACGGCCUUUUGCGAUGUGUGGUAGCCACCAGCUCGGCCAUAAAUACUAUACUUGGAUUGCCGAAAAGUGCCCAGAAUCUCCGUGAGUGCAAUCCAGAAAGAAAAUUUGUUUAGCAGUAAUCUGAAAAACUAAACAUCACGAAUCUAUAAUAAGAUGCGAACCACCUUCUAUACGUGUCUGUUCUCGCCCAUCUCCUCUUGAAUUUAAAAUAAAAAAUUUUUGGUUGUAUUGACUCAAUUUUAAUUAAUUAAAACUUGUAAUUUUAAUAAGAAUUUUUGCAUUAAAUAACAAACGAUAUUUUGACAGUAAUCGUGUCUAAAAAUAAAUUUUAAAUAAAUUCGACGUGAAAGUGUGAUCUAGAUUAAAAUUUUAUAAUUAGAUAUUGUUGAAACUGACAUAGAGAUUUAAAAAUGCUUUCAUGUAUAAAUAAGAUUUUUCCAUAAUAAUGUAAUAAGCUAUUCAGUUUGGCUAAUAAAAAUAUAAGAACAUCAGAUAUUU